Pomacea canaliculata is the source of this 4761-nucleotide messenger RNA. RefSeq lists its product as uncharacterized. The record is from RefSeq and is a predicted model, not a curated record. Lineage: Eukaryota; Metazoa; Mollusca; Gastropoda; Architaenioglossa; Ampullariidae. The transcript is spliced from 7 exons. The coding region runs from base 964 to 2331 and encodes 455 amino acids.
ACAUGGAUUCAAUAAUUUGCUUAAUUAGAACUUAGAAGUGUUUUCUGAACGUCAAUUUUUUUGUCACAACUUGUUUAACACAGCUGGCAAUAAGUCAUAUAGAUGACCUCGGGGCUGAAGCCCUGGGCCCCUUCGAGAACGGGGCCUGGGGCGACCGCCCCACUUGCCAACCCCUAACGCCGCCUCUGAGGACCAAUGACACACUGUUAUCGCAGCCGACAAAAAUAAUAGAAGGAAUUAUUACAAAAACAUAAAAUUGUUGUGACGCAGCGAUGCUCAUAAAUAUUUCAUGAUAGUGUCAAAGUAAGACAGCGCUCAUUUAUUCAUUGUCUAGUCUCUUCAUUUCCAGCAAAACCUGAGCACCACAGACAUGUGAAUGGUCUUCAAAACUAAACAAAUAAACUGAAUUAAUACAGCAUCAAUGUCCUGUUUGCAACAUUAACAUUCAAACAUUUUGAAAUUUUGAAUACUACAUUAGGUUAAUGUUAAAAUUUUAAAAGAAUAUUUAUUGCGAAGUCUUUAAGCUGCAUUAAAAAUUUGGUUUUAUGUUAACUAAAUAUCUAUGAAGUGCUAUACAAAACUUUUGAAAAGGUUCUAGAAACACCAGGAAAUUGUUAGAAAGUAAUUUCCAUGCAAACAUUAUUAAAACCUUGCCACACCGCGGCGUUUAGUUAACAUUCACUACAAAAUUUAAUAUAACAGCAUAAACACCUUUCUUAACUGUUUCAAUGUUGCUGGCGGUCAAGUGUGGAAAGAUGGGAGAUCAAUCGCAUCUACCCCGUUACACGUGCAUAGUGCUGCUGAAACUGAUAAAAAUAAACACUGAUUGCCUGAUUAAAUAAAAAGUCGUGGUAAAGAAAGGUGGUGCUUCGUUUCUCAGGUGGGUCGCGAGCACCGGGGAUCGAUUUCAGCGCCAUUCCGCCCCAAAGCUUACCUCACGUGAAGCUGAGUGCAUUGAUCAGGAUGCACACCAGCAGCAUCCACCCAGGUGUGUCACAACCGACGGCUGUGAAAGCCAGGAUGGUUUGCACACACGGGAAUUGUUGUUAUUGUCAGUACAUUGCUGCCAACAUGCGUUUUGCAGGGCUUUAUUUUGUGCGGAUUCCGCUGGUCGUCUGCGUGGCCGUGGUGGUGCUGCUGACCGUCAUGGUGGUCUACCAUCCGGAGAUGCAUCGCAUUUUGAAUUGGUCCCCACGGGUUCCAGAUGAGGACCACUCGCUAGCGGGAAAGCGACAGCUUGAAGCAACCGUUGGAGAGCCCCUCUGUGGAGAUAAUUUUGAGAGAUGUACCGAGGAUAACUGCAAGCAAGACUACACGGAGAGAGAAAUUGCGGUCCUGGCACAAGUGUUGGAAAUGAGGCUCAGAGAUGCCACGGUCAAACGUGAAAUAAUACCAAACAUUACAUGCGAAGUUGAAACAAAUGUUCGAAAUCCGUGCGUGCAUACGAACUGCUCCGAUUCUAUCCCCGAAUCUGCGGAGGACCGAGUUCGACAGCUUCUGCUGCCACAGCUACGACUCAGCCUCCACACGCAGGACGUGCUGCGCUCCAUGGCCGAGGACGUCCUGGAGACCAAGUACAUCUUCGUGACAGCGGCUUCAUCCGACCACUAUGGCGAGUCCCAGGCCCUGAUAUACAACCUCAGGCACUUCGUCUUCAACAAGCUCAACCCCACAGACCACGCUUUCUACUACUUCGACAUUGGUUUGUCACCAUCAGAGAGAAGUAAGGUUGAGAAAAAUUGCAACUGUACUGUAAAGAGCUUUCCAUUUAGUUCAUUUCCACCGCACAUCAAAACUUUAAAAUGUUAUGGUUGGAAGCCCAUAAUCAUCAAGGCCAUGGUGGUCAAGGCCGAGGUGCUGGUGUACAUGGACACGUCGGUGCGAUUCCGGAAUAUGGACUUCGAGCUCUUCUUCGACAGGGUGCGGCGCCGUGGGGGUCAGUUCCUGCACAACAUGGAUUCCAUCCCCAACCAUACCUUGCGCACCAUGUUCCACUUCUACGGGGAGGAGGAGUGUACAUUCACCCAGUUCCCAGAAAUCCUGGCGGGCUUCAGCGCUGUACACAAUGAGCCGUUUAUGAAUCAGGUCGUCUUGGAGCCGUGGGUGGCCUGUGCGCUUGACAGACUGUGCAUGUGCCCCGUGGAACCAGUCAAAGUGUUGUACUGUCCGCACGAAAAACGCAAGUGGGGUCAAUGUCACAGGUUCGACCUGUCCAGUCUCACUCUGCAGAUGGCCAAGCUUCUCGGCGAGAAGUUCGCCUACGUGGUCAUAAAUUCCACGACUGAACCACUGAUAGAACGGGGUUCGAGCAUGAAAUUAUUCGAUGACUAAGGGGAAGGGGGUUUUGCUGUUUUAGAGUUGUUUUUUCAUUGGGGGUGGAGUAGAUAACUUGACUAUUUUUCGUCACGUGACUUUAAGGCGCGUGCCAAAUGUUUGCUUUUUUCAUAAAAAUCCUUUGUCUUUUUUGUACGAACCCAGAUCGAGCUGGGACUAUCCGUGUGCACGUGGGAGCUCUGUCAGAAAUAGAUUGAGCGAAUGAGUGAACAGGGACUAGGGGUGAGUGAGAGUGAACGUGUAGGAGGGCAUUUGGAAAGUCAGUAGGUCACGGGUGUGAGAGGUGGUACUCGAGGGAAGUCGGGUAUGGAGUGGAUCUGAGAUGCGCGCGUUACUCUCUUACCAAAGAGCUUCUUUACAGCUUCAUCGACCAGACAUAUCAUCAACAUCAUGGUUAUACAUCACCAUUGGAACUUGAGCUUUAGUCCCUUGACAGUCAGAAGAAGACCUCUGGGAAAAUGUAGUCAGGAAUGUCUGCAGGCGGCACGUCAUCGCACCAUCUAGUGUUCAAACUGCUACCAUAACCAUUUCUUCAAUCACUACGAAGACAACACUCCUGGCUGAUAAUAUCCACCUGAUUGUACAACGCAUGUCCAGGGGGCAUCUGAUGCAUCGAAAGAUGGACGGACAAACAGACAGACGCACGAACGAUCCGACAGAAAGAUCGACAUCGACUACUCAACAAAUGAGCUUACAGGACUAGAAGGACGCAUAUUUUUUUAAAAUGAUUGGUUAAGGUGUAGUGUACUUUUUUUUCCUAAAUGUGGGUAUAUACAAUUCUUACUUUUCUCGAGACGCACAUCUGCAGACUUCACCAUGAGCAGAUAAAGGUCAACAACACCGAGGUCAGGUUUGUGCAUGGAUACUUUUAUGUUUCGAAAGCCUUGGCCAAUGGGAAACUGAAAACACAUCAGGCAUGUCACGACCGCGAUUUUGACCUCUUUCUGUGAAAGGAAAUGUUUGUAUGUAUAUAUACAUACCUCUAUAUUUACCCAGCAUUGACGCAAUGGUAUAUUGCAAUGAAUUUUACACAAUCAUGAAAAAAAUUAGCCCCCCCCCCUCCACUAGUCUUUGAGAAAAGUAAAUCUUCACACGUUCGCAAAUAUUCUUGAGCAAUAGACUCCUUAACAAAAAUGAGUAAAAAAAAAUCCUUGUCUUGAUUAGCUAUGAAGGGAGCAAGAUGACGAACCUCCAGCUUCUUUUCAUAAAAUGAUGUCCAAACCCCCAGUUGUUGAUUUAUUCCGGGAUGUUGUAUCAAGGAUGCCUCAGAAUUAAGGAAUGUAUAUCAAUGUCUGCGGAUGUGAACACCCUUUAUUGACUGUCCACUCUGUGUAUAUAGGCGCGCGCGCACACACACACACGCACACAGGCUUUUGAUAUACGUUUACACGCACACGUAUAUAGGUAUAUGACGUGUGUAACGGGACUGGUGGCACAAAUAAUUUAUUUCAAUUUCAAAAACCAAGCAAUAUGAUUUCUCCUUCAAAGUAACCCCCCCUCGAGUUUAAUGCACUUUUCCAUCCUUCUCUGCAAUAAUAUGCUUCUCUGCACUGCUGCAAGGAUUCUUCUGGAAUGUCCCUCAGCUCCGUCCUUUCAAACGGGUCCCCUUGCUCUCCGAGCAACCUCCCUAUUUACCUGAUCCUGCUUCUCGUAAAAUUUUAACAUGAUCACUGCCACUGUGAAUGCCAUUUAAUUUCAGACUUGCAGCAUUUGCAACCUCUUGCCGGAGAUUCAGCUCAAGCUGAAAUCUGUUGAGGAUCGAAGGUUCAUUUGAAAGAUGACAUCAUUAAAUUUGAAUAUUGCUCUUGCUCGGUUGUUGAAUUCUGUCAGUUGGACAGAGGGAGGACGGUUGUGGUGGGCGACUGGUGGGGCCGGAGUUAUGAUGCAAGGGUAAGUCGUUGCCCUGGAACAAUAUGGGGAACGAGAGGACAAGAGUUUUGUUUCCAAAGUUAUAAAGCGAUUUGUUGUUUUAACUCCAAAGCUGUACUUAUAAAGUGGUUCAAAGGUUUCCUAAGAAAAAAACAAAACAAAAACAUGAAGUAGUGUCGACGUGGUCUGGACAUCGCUUUGUAACUAUUUCCCCAUUUUACCUCGGGGAAACAGCUUACUUUUACUUCAUACCUACAGCCCCUGGAAGUGAUAAUACGUGUGCAUACCUCCAUAGACUGAAGGAUUGAUUAAAAUAUUGUAUUUUCGAUUAAUGUUCUUUCAAGUGUUUUUAAAACUUCAUCCUCUGCGUAACAGAUGGCGGGUGUCAUACACAAUCAAUGUGUAACGAUUCUGUGAAAAUGGAAGGACACCCGUCAGUUGUUAACCUGGUGUUCAAUGCAUGAUGGAAGAAAAAAAAUGGUAAUAAGAAUGCUAAGACAUAAUUUGGAGACAUAUUGCAAUUGUCCGAAACUAUAAUUAAAAUUAUAUUUUACCUUU